CCCGCCCCGGCCCUUCCCCCGUCCCGCCCCCCGCCGCGCCCCAGCCGCCGGGUUAGCGGCCCAGCCUCAUUCAAACGCAGCGCCCGGUACGCCCGCCGGCCGCAGAGCUAAGGAAGAACAGGCUUGCUGUUGAUAGAGCGUGUUGACUGGAAGCAUGUUGGCAACCAAGCUGUCCCGGCCUCUCCUGAACCUCCCUGUAAAAACCCUGAAUUUCAAGAAUCCAGGGAACGGCUUCAGACCUGCACAAAAAUUUUGCUUCCCUCUCUUGUCAUCAUGUGGCCGCCGCUCUUAUGCGAGUGAGGUUGAUCAGAUUGGCAGCAGAGCUGUGCUUAUAACAGGUUGUGACUCUGGGUUUGGAUUUGCCUUGGCCAAGCACCUUCAUGCCAAAGGCUUCAUUAUCUAUGCUGGCUGCCUGCAAAAGAAUAAGGGAGAGGGUGGCUCCAAGGAGCUGGACAACAUGAACAGUGACCGAAUGAGGACUGUGCAGCUCAAUGUCUGUGACAGCAAAGAAGUGGACCGAGCAGUGGAGCACGUGAAUAGCAGCCUGGAGGACCCGGAGAAAGGGCUCUGGGGGCUGGUUAACAAUGCUGGGAUCUCCACGUUUGGGGAGGUAGAGUUCACCAGCAUGGACACCUACAUGGAAGUAGCUGAAGUGAACUUGUGGGGGACCGUGCGAACCACCAAGGCUUUCCUCCCACUCAUCCGGAGGUCAAAGGGUCGUGUAGUGAACAUCAGUAGCAUGAUGGGUCGGAUGGGCAGCCCUGCCCGGUCACCGUACUGCAUCACCAAGUUUGGUGUGGAAGCCUUCUCUGACUGCCUGCGGUACGAAAUGCAGCCCCAGGGGGUGAUGGUCAGCAUCGUGGAGCCUGGCAACUUCAUAGCUGCCACCAACCUGUACAGCCCCGAGCGAAUCAAAGCCAUCGCCGACAAAAUGUGGGACGAGCUCCCCGAGAUAGUGCGCAAAGACUAUGGCAGAAAGUACUUUGAUGAGCAGGUCAGCAAGAUGGAGACAUACUGCAACAGCGGCUCGACAGACACCUCCCCCGUCAUUGAAAGCGUCGCCCACGCGCUCACCUCCACGGCCCCCUACACUCGCUACCACCCCAUGGAUUACUACUGGUGGCUGCGCAUGCAGAUCAUGACGCACAUGCCUGCAGCCAUUUCAGAUCGGCUCUAUGUCUAUUGAGGCCUCACACUCCUAGGCUACCCCGGGGCGGGGGGAUUUUGUUUUAAGGAGAGCAUUGUACACAAUUCCCUUUUUUUAAAUUUUUCUAACCUCAUUUCAGAGUACUGUAGCUCUAAAGGGUUCAUUUAACCAUCUGACAUAACCUAAAGGGCAAUGACUUACAAGGGAUGCUUCAUAGGCAGGAAUGUAUUAUGUUUGCAGGGACAUUGUUUCUUUGCUAUUUAUUUCAUGUGAUCUAUUUUUUUCACCUCAAAUGCCAAGUUAAAAUCAUUAUUUAAAUUGCAAUUGCUCUGAAAUGGUAUCAAAAUAAUUUCUGCUGUUGAUCAUCUGCAAUCUUCAGAAUUCCUGCUUAAGACGCAGCCUUCACGCCAUAUAGCAGAGGCCCUCCAUGCUGUAGCAGCAAACCACCGCCUCCUGAUGACUGUGAGUGUCCAGCAGGCUGUUUUAGGCCUGGUCACGGUAGCCUAAAGCAAAGCAGAGGCUUUUUUAAUUUGGGGAUCAGAACUCAAAACACAGUGUUGAAACCAAGCAACUGACCGUAUCCCUUUAUCUCUUAGAAUUAUACCAAGAAUUACUAGAGAAAUGAACCGGUCUGCUUUUCUUGUGUGCUUUUUUGCAAAGGAAAGAGUUCAGUGAUCCAGGCACUCAGUCUGGCAGACCUCUCCCACAGAAGUUUCUUAAUCAUACGAGCAUUCCCAUGAGCGUGAGAAGCUUUAUUCACAUGACUGCAGUCAUCAGGAUUGGCCAAUAGUAACAUUUCUCUUCUCUUCAACGGUAGUUGAACAUCAACUCCAGACUUCAUUUGGAGUAGAGUUUCACUCCGUCUCCUGUAAUUUGAGAGGGUCACCGCUGAUCAGAGGGAAGCAAAGAGGGUUAUAGUCGCAUCAGUGAAUGCCAUUUUUGCCAGAGACCUCCGUAUGUUACAGCAAAGCAUUUGUGCAGCACCUUGCACAGAAGGGCCUUAACCCUCUCCAGGGUCUCUAGGCACUAUCACAGUUCAGGUGCUGGUGACAAUAAUAACUUCCAUUGAAGGAUUCACCGAGCCGAAGUAUAUCUAACAAGAUAUAAAUCUAACGUCCAUAGUACAUCUCUCAGGAUAUAAACCUAGCAAAACGUCCAUAACAUAAUAAAGGUAACUUUUGGAGCAGUUUAAUUUCCAUGAUGGUUAUGUUUACAUAUCUGUGAAGCAUUUGUUUUGUAUUGAACGGAAAGGAUAGGAGGAAGAAAAGGCCACAAAAGGGCCUUUCAUGGGGAAGUGUGGAAAGAGUUAAUUUGUUUAAGCUCAAAAGGCAAAAAACAAAGUAAUUGGAAUAACCGUUGUUAGCAUGUUGAAGAGAAGGGAUCUCAUGUGCCGUAGUGACAUACCAUGACAUGAUCGAACUCCUUUGGCUUAAUAAAUGUGUACAUGGAUGGUAACAAAA
This is a messenger RNA of Numida meleagris (helmeted guineafowl), 2607 nucleotides long. RefSeq names its product 3-hydroxybutyrate dehydrogenase 1 (gene BDH1). Lineage: Eukaryota; Metazoa; Chordata; Aves; Galliformes; Numididae. Gene Ontology annotation, molecular function: oxidoreductase activity. The transcript has 7 exons. The record is from RefSeq and is a predicted model, not a curated record. The coding region runs from base 155 to 1186 and encodes 343 amino acids.